CACGUGAUAACAGCAUACAUAAGUAUAUUAGCCCUUAUUUUGCAUUCAAUUUCAGUUUAUUUUGGUUGUUUUGAGUUCUUAAUUAUCGUUUAAUAGGGUGAAUUUAUUCUUUUUGAAAACAUGGAGGGCUUUUAUCCCUGCUGGUAUUAAGUCAACUCGAGUUUUCUUCGCCUUCGAGGCAUUUUUUUUGCUUUAUCCGCCAUGACAAAAGCCAAAGGACGAAAGCUCAAAUUUAUCAGCUGAUCUUCAGCCGAGAAAAGGCUGUCUUAAAACUACUUCUUAAUCAUUACAAUACAUGCAUUAGCAUGGGAGAGAUUGCUAAUGACAUUGAAAAUCGUUGGACCUGCCCAAAUGAUCGGCAGUUGGUGCUUAGAGCCAAAUUGAAUUCGGGAUGGUCUUUUCACACGAGCAAUCCGGUGAAAAAGACAUCGAAAACGAACAUAUCUGAAGCUGAACAAGAAGAAAUUAAGAAUGUUAUUCAAAGAGCAGAUCGCAUCCAAAAACAAGAAGAAUAUCGUAUCGGACGGCUGGUUGAGAAACUGGAAAACCUGCGUAAGAAUGCAAAGGGUAAUGGAAACGACUUCUGUCUUCUGUGUGCCAGCAAGUUUGGUGUCCUGAAGACUGUUGCUAAAGAGUGUGAUACCUGUGAAAAGAACGUUUGUGAAAAGUGUGGUGUUGAUACUCAUAACAGUGCAGGUCAACCAAUCUGGCUUUGUAUGCUGUGCAGUGAACAAAGAGAGUUAUGGAAGAAGACAGGAGCGUGGUUCUUCAAGACCAUCCCUAAAUACUCCGUCCCUCGUGAAUCUCGAUCACGUGAAUUUGGAUCAAUCCCACGCAAUAGAAGCGAUACUGGCAGUUCUUCGCGCCACUCGGAGGAUUUUGGAAGAACAUGGACACCAGUUACCAGGAGAUCCAAAGAUACCUUUAGUGGUGAUACCUCAUCAUACACGGCAGAAGACAGCGAUGACGCUUCGUCGGAGGAAGAAAUGAUUCUAGACCGCCCCAAACGUCCCCGUGCCAGCACGGGAAGUGGUGGUUCGGUCGUCUCUGACGACUUCAGUCUUUACAAAGAAUCGAUGCCUGCUACUGGAUUACAAACCACAGGGACUCCAACCGAACGGUUUCGCCCUCGAACUGGACGUGUGACCUCUAUUGAUAGAUCGAUAGCGAGAAAAAAGAAAAGCUCGGAAGACGGUGCAGUUGACGGGAUAUUUGAUUCGCAGAUGCAAGUGAUCGAUGGCGGAACUGAUAGCCGCCAUUCAGUCGGAGAUGAAGAAGACAUCGAUGAACUCGUGCGGAAUUACAAAGAAAAUGAAUCUCAGAGAAAAGACAAUCACUCAGGUCUUGGUGUGGUUGAGUUUACUCUUCGCUAUCAGAAACUYGAUAGUCGUCUAGAUGUGAUUUUAGAAAAUGCACAGGAUCUGAAGCCAAUGGAUGUGAGUGGAACAUCAGACCCAUACGUCAAACUACACCUGUUACCUGGGGCUAGUAAGAGCAACAAGUUACGAAGCCAAACCAAGUACAAGACACUUAAUCCAUUCUUUGACGAAACUCUUACGUAUCAUGGCAUCGCAGAGGAAGAUAUCUCCAAUAAAACACUUAGGUUACAAGUGUACGAUGAAGACAAGCUUGGACGUAACGACUUCAUUGGUGAAACGUCUGUUCAUCUCAAAGUACUUAACAGUACUCCAACACAGAAAUUCAAACGAAGUCUACUGCCAAAAGCUUACUUUGAUACUGGAAGGGAAUCUCCUGAAAAUAGGUUAGGUCGCAUUCAACUGACAUUGAAAUACAAUACAACAAGGAGCAUGCUCUUUGUGGGGGUUGUCCGCUGUGCGGGCCUUGCAUCCAUGGAUGCUAAUGGUUAUUCGGAUCCCUAUGUUAAAUGUUAUCUGAAGCCUGAUCCUUCAAAGAAAAGUAAAAGACGAACAGCCAUCAAGAAAAAGACUCUAAACCCUGAAUUCAAUGAGGAAUUUGCGUACGAGAUUCCUCACAGUGAACUUGCGAAAAAGACCUUAGAGGUAACUGUGUGGGACUACGAUGUUGGCAAAAGUAAUGAUUUCAUAGGUGGGGUAACCCUGCAUAUCAAGGCAGAGGGGCAAGCUCUCAAACACUGGUAUGAAACACUGAAAUACCCAAAUCAAGCACAUACCCAAUGGCACACACUGGAAGCCAUCACAGCUCAGGACAACAAACUUGAUUAGAAUUCUUUCUGUAUAACCUCUGCCUUAAACAUUCAAUGGUGCUAUACACUGGAAGCCAUCACAGCUCAGGACGACUAACAAACUUGAUUAGAAUUCUUUCUGUAUAACCUCUUCCAUAAGCAUUCAAUGGUGCUUUAUGCUCAAUAUUUGUGAAAUCAUUAUCGGGUUGAAGCUAUUGAACAUAGAAGAUGAGAUAGAAUGAUAACAUGAUUAUCCUUGUCUGUUGUAUCCAUUUGAGAUACACAGUCGAUAUGAAAAAUGUGUUUAAAGCCUCCUUGCUUCAGUGCAACUAUUUAUGAACAUUCUACAAGUUGUAUCAUUAGAUACAUCUAGUUAACACAUUUCCAAUGUGACAUUUCGGUCUCAGCUACUGUGUUCUAUUUCUUGUCCCCGGCAAUAAAUUUGCAAUUGAAUGUAUACAGCUAUUUUAAAAAAAGGUUGGCCAAAGUUUUGUUGCAUGUUUCACACUAAGCUUGAAUUUAUUGGGGAUCGUAGUGUUAAUAAUUACAGCACAGAAGAAAAUAUGCCACAAAAACAUGUGGAAGAGAGUUGGGAAAUUCCAUAUUGUUGUGACCUUCACGUCGGCAAUAGUGCAUUUUUUAAAUGCAAUUUGCAACAAAACUCUUACCAAAUAGCUGUAUAUGCUGUAAACAAUACUGUUAUGUAAAAUUUAAAGACACUUCACUUAUUUUCUGUUAUGGGCAGUUUUUUUUUUUAAUGCAAAAUACCAAGUCAAGUUCGAAAUUCAAUGUGGAUGGAAAGGAAGCUGCUUUGAAUAUCACCCUGCUAAUAGGUUUAAAUUUUUGUUGACAAUUUAGGAACCAAAUGACUCUUUUUUACAAAUUUAAAUGUGAACAAAUCAGAGGAUAUAGUUGUUACUUGCAAUUUUUGAGUGGAACAAGUUUAAGUCGUACAAAAAUUAGUCUUAUUACUUUAAAUCAUGUAUGAGACUAAUAUACUUAUAUACAUACAUUGCACUGAGUUAAUUUCAAAAUAAAACUUAAUAAAUCCUUUAAAAUUGAAGCUAGAAUCUUCAGCYGCUAGACUUACGAGUAGUAUUAUUGACACGAGUCUUUCAUAGUGCCUUAUAUCCCAGUAUUCUCGAUUAAAUAUAACCAAGUCAAAUUAAAAAAUAACAUAUUUGCACAAAGUAGACUCUAUGGGUUUCUGUGUUGACAGAGUUGAACCCAACAAAAGUAGGAACAGGAAUUUGUCACGCAGCAGGAAAAAAUAUACUUUUAUGUAUUGUAAAGUUAUAAAAUUAAAUUAUUUAUGGGUAGUUAUGAAUAAAUCAUUUAUGCAGGAUGUACAGUUCAGAUGUAUUGACUAAAACAAAUGAAAUAAAAGUUGGUUUCUCAAUCAAAAAAA
Messenger RNA from Actinia tenebrosa (Australian red waratah sea anemone), 3572 nucleotides. RefSeq names its product rabphilin-3A. Gene Ontology annotation, molecular function: small GTPase binding. NCBI's taxonomy places the organism in Eukaryota, Metazoa, Cnidaria, Anthozoa, Actiniaria, Actiniidae. The record is from RefSeq and is a predicted model, not a curated record. Gene Ontology annotation, cellular component: membrane. Gene Ontology annotation, biological process: exocytosis; intracellular protein transport.